AUUAAUUUGACAUUUUUUUCACAAAUAGAAAAUAAACGGAAUAAGACAAUAAAAGCAGAAAACACAGUAUAUACUGUGACCAAGUUUUGAAAAGUGGCCUUAUCAAUGCUUUUCUUCCAAAGACUAAAGCGAUUUGUAGGUGGAACUGUUCCUUCAGACUAUUUUGGCUUUGCCAAUAUUUCAUCAAAAAUGUCCUCCAACCAAGCAUCCAAGGUUAUUGCUAUCGGGCAGAUGUGUGCCUCGAACAAUAAAGCUAACAAUAUGAAACAAGUUGAAGAAUUAUUUUGCAAAGCGAAAACGCAAAAAGCGACAUUUUUAUUUCUGCCAGAAUGCUGUGAUUUCGUAGGGGAACACCGAAAACAAACAUUGGAGUUGUCAGAACCUUUGGAAGGUGCAACUAUGGCUCAGUAUAAGGAAUUGGCUAAAACCAAUAAAAUGUGGGUAUCACUGGGUGGUAUUCAUGAGUCUAUACUCGAUACAAACAAUGAUAAAACCGAUAAAAUAUAUAAUACACAUGUACUGGUUAAUGAUUUUGGUGAAGUUGUGAGCGUCUAUCGAAAGUUACAUCUAUUCGAUGUCGAAACAGAGGAAAUGCGUUUUCGUGAAUCAGAUGUAGUGACACCAGGUUCCCAUCUGGUAUCCCCAGUCAACACUCCUAUAGGUUUAUUGGGCAUGCAAAUAUGUUAUGAUCUACGAUUUGGUGAAGCUAGUUCUAUUUUACGCAAAUUUGGAGCCCAAAUACUCACGUAUCCAUCAGCAUUUGCUUACUCGACGGGUAAAGCUCAUUGGGAGGUAUUAUUACGAGCGCGUGCCAUUGAAAAUCAAUGCUAUGUUAUUGCCGCAGCUCAAAUUGGUGCACACAACAGUAAGCGUACCAGUUGGGGUCAUGCUCUAAUCGUUGACCCCUGGGGGAAGGUGUUGGCGAAUUGUGAGGAAAACGAUUUGACGAUCGCAACAGCAGAAAUUGAUUUAAACAAAAAUUAUUUUGUACAAAAGAGCAUGCCAGUAAUGCGACACAAGCGUAAUGAUGUUUACUCACUAACUUCCUUUGGAAUGGGAACAAUAGAUAUUACUCAAGAUUAUAAUUUUGCUAAUAAUAUUAUCAAAAAGGAAACUGUAUUUUACGAAACCGAGCAUUGUUUUGCAUUUACUAAUCUACGCUGCGUUGUAGAGGGACAUGUAUUGGUUUCAACAAAGCGAGUGACUCAGCGUCUGGAUAGUUUGUUGUGUCACGAAAUUUGUGAUCUCUUCUCAACAGUUUGUAAGGUGCAAAGAAUGCUUGAGAAUUUUUAUAAAACAACUUCUGCAACAGUCACCGUUCAGGAUGGUCCCGAUGCCGGUCAAACAGUACCGCAUGUACAUUUCCACAUUCUGCCUCGCCGUCCACGGGACUUUAAGGAAAACGACCAUAUUUAUACUAAAAUGGACGAUCGAUGUUUGGAUCAACCUGAUCGCUCACUAGAGGAUCGUAUAAUAGAAGCUCAAAAGUACCGCAGCUUCAUGAAUAGACAAUAAACUUAUAUUGCUGCAUCAAGCAAAGAAAUAAGCUUUUGUAAAAUAGGGAUGGGUAAUGAAAUGUUGAAUGUGUAAAAAUUGUUAUUAAUUUGUAUUUAUCUAUGUACAUAUAUACAUAUAUAACUAAAUUAAUAAAAAAAUAUAUAUAUUUUCCUUAAAUAAUAAAA
Molecule: messenger RNA, 1682 nt
Organism: Bactrocera neohumeralis
Lineage: Eukaryota; Metazoa; Arthropoda; Insecta; Diptera; Tephritidae
Gene: NitFhit
Product: nitrilase and fragile histidine triad fusion protein NitFhit
Exons: 1
Coding region: 106-1515 (469 amino acids)
Biological process (GO): nucleobase-containing compound metabolic process
Molecular function (GO): hydrolase activity, acting on carbon-nitrogen (but not peptide) bonds, in linear amides; bis(5'-adenosyl)-triphosphatase activity
Source: RefSeq, a predicted model, not a curated record